Molecule: messenger RNA, 6271 nt
Organism: Magallana angulata
Lineage: Eukaryota; Metazoa; Mollusca; Bivalvia; Ostreida; Ostreidae
Exons: 2
Coding region: 106-1161 (351 amino acids)
Cellular component (GO): Golgi apparatus
Molecular function (GO): glycosyltransferase activity
Source: RefSeq, a predicted model, not a curated record
UGGGGACGAGUUGCCUUAUACCCAUCUGAAUCAACAUUUUGGUGGUCAUAGUUUCGCAAUAUUUCAGUUAAAUGUGCUAAAAGUUCCAUUAAUAAUGUGCUUUAGAUGAAAAUUAAUUUCGAUUUAAUGAAGUGGAGUUUGUCAGAGAUGAAGAAAUUGAACAGGUAUCUCAUCACACUGGGUGUUCUGACCAUUAUCCUAAUGGUGUCUCUCUUUACUUACAAUACUAAGAUCUUAAAACAUUCUCAGAGAGAGGACUUUGUAUUCCAGCCUGCAAAGUUUUCAGACCUGCUUAGAGAUGGACGAAAUGAUACCAAUCAUGUACUUACUGCUGCUAUGAGAAUCUCCAAAGGGGGCCAGAAAGCACUGCUGGUAACCUUAGUCAAUGAUGCCUUUCUGCCAUUCACCUUCAGCUGGCUAUGUAACACCCAGGGUAUGGGUAUUCACAAUCAGGUCUUGUUUAUAACAGGUGACAGUGAAAGUGCCAUGAAAAUCAACCAGAAAUGGCCAGAGGUAACAGCCAUACAGAUAGAUGGAGUCCACUCAGGGAACCAGGAAUAUAGUCAUGUUGGAUAUGUGGAAUUGAUGGUGAGGAGGUCAGAGAUCCUUCUGGAGAUAUUAGAGAAGAACAUACCAAUUUUCCUGUUUGAAGUGGACUGUAUUUGGAUCACAAACCCACUUAAUAACAUUCAAAGCUACUCAAAUGUUGAUGUUGUAGUAAAUGCCGUGUCAAGCCGAAGCAAUGUAAUUGCUGGAGGAUUUCUUUACCUACACCCCACUGAUGCCUCAAAGAAAAUGUGGAGAGCUUUAACAAAGCAGCUGGUACAACUUGGUAUGAAGAUUAAAAAUUCAGCUGACGAAAAGUUAGUCAGUGAGGGUGACAAUGAUCAGCAAUACCUAUCAAAACUUGUGUUUUCUAAGUAUGGAGGACUGAGGUACAAAAUCUUAUCAACUGAAGACUAUGCAGAUGGAAAAUGGUAUUCAUUCUCUAAAGAAGAAAGAAAUAGAUGGAAAAUACCCUUAAUUUUAAACAACAAUUGGAUAAGCGGAAAUCUGGCAAAGAUCAAGCGAGCAAAGGCAUGGGGCCAUUGGUUCCUGACAGAGAGUGGACACUGUGACCCCAAGAACAUUGAAAGGAUUGUAGAUCAGCACCUUUUGUGAGGUUCUCUUAGAGUCAACAUGACAAUAAAGUGUUGUUUUUAGUUUUCAACAUCAAUUAUACAGCUAAAUACAUGUAUAACAAGAGGCACAUGGGCCACAUCACUCACCUGAACAGUUCCUUGUACCAUUCUAUUUUGUAGCAUAUGCUAUUUUACGCUCACCUGAGCUGAAAGCUCAAGUGAGCUAUUCUGAUCACAUUUUGUCUGUCGUCCGUCUGUCUGUAAACUUUUCACAUUUUCAACAUCUUCUCAAGAACCACUGGGCCAAUUUCAACCAAACUUGGCACAAAGCAUCCUUAGCCUAAGGGGAUUUAAAGUUGUGAAAAUUAAGGACCACGCCCUUUUGCAAAGGGAGAUAAUUAGGAAUUUAUGAAAAUUUUUGAGAAAUUUUCAAAAAUCUUCUUCUCAUGAACCAUAAGACCAGGAAAGCUGAAACUUGUGUGGAAGCAUCCUCAUGUAGUGUAAAUACAAAAUUGUGAAAAUCAUGACCCCGGGGGUAGGUUGGGGCCACAAUAGGGGGUCGAAGUUUAACAUAUGAAUAUAUAGAGUAAAUCUUUAAAUAUCUUCUCAGAAACUAAUCGGCCAAGAAAGCUGACACUUGUGUAGAAGCAUCCUCAGGUAGUGUAGAUUCAAAGUUGUGCAAAUCAUGACCCCCGGGGGUAGGUUGGGGCCACAAUAGGGGGUCGAAGUUUAAAAUAUGAUUAUAUAGAGUAAAUAUUUAAAAAUCUUCUUCUCAGAAACUAAUCAGCCAGGAAAGCUGAAACUUGUGUGAAUGCAUCCUCAGAUAGUGUAGAUUCAAAGUUGUGAAAAUCAUGAUCCCUGGGGGUAGGGUAGGGCCACAAUGGGGGGUCGAAAUUUUACAUAGGAAUAUAUAGAGUAAAUCUUUAAAAAUCUUCUUCUCAGUAGCUAAUCAGCCUGGGAAGCUGAAAUUUGUGUUGAAGCAUCCUCAUGUAGUGUAAAUACAAAAUUGUGAAAAUAAUGACCCCCGGGGUAGGGUAGGGCCACAAUGGGGGGUCAAGUUUUACAUAGGAAUAUACAGAGUAAAUCUUUAAAAAUCUUCUUCUCAGAAACUAAUCAGGCAGGGAAGCUGAAACUUGUGUGGAAGCAUCCUCAGUUAGUGUAGAUUCAAAGUUGUGAAAAUCAUGACCCCCGGGUGUAGGGUGGGGCCACAAUGGGGGAUCGAAGUUUUACAUAGGAAUAUUUAGAGUAAAUCUUUAAAAAUCUUCUCAUGAACCAUAAGACCAGGAAAACUGAAACUUGUGUGGAAGCAUCCUCAGUUAGUGUAGAUUCAAAGUUGUGAAAAUCAUGACACCUGGGGGUAGGGUGGGGCCACAAUGGGGGGUCGAAGUUUAACAUAUGAAUAUAAAGAGUAAAUCUUUAAAAAUCUUCUUCUCAGAAACUAAUCGGCCAGAAAAGCUGACAUUUGUGUGGAAGCAUCCUCAGGUAGUGUAGAUUCAUAGUUGUGAAAAUCAUGACCCCCGGGGGUAGAGUAGGGCCACAAUGGGGGGUCAAAGUUUAACAUAUGAAUAUAAAGAGUAAAUCUUUAAAAAUCUUCUUCUCAGUAACUAAUCAGCCAGGAAAGCUGAAACUUGAGUGAAAUCAUCCUCAGGUAGUGUAGAUACAAAGUAUGUAUUAUGUAUUAUUAUACCCCCGCAAACGAAGUUUAGGGGGGUAUAUUGGUUUCACCCUGUCCGUCUGUCCGUCUGUCUGUCUGUCCGUCUGUCUGUAGACGCAACUUUGUCCCCCCUAUAGAAUUUUUUAUUACUGCAUGGAACAGUUUGAAAAUUUGUACAUAUGUUGAACACCAUCUGAAGAUGUGCACCUGCAAUUUUUUUUAAGAUCAGACAAGAUUUAAUGAUUUUAUGACAGUUUUCAUUUUCCUUAUUCUAUAUAUUGUACACUAAUGUUGAAAAGUAAGGGAGGUAAUCCUUACAGAUUUUAUUAAUUAAUUAAUAGAAAACACUCUAAAAUAUAAUUAUAUAAAUACAUCCAGAUGGAGUUUUUUGUCUUUAUGUCUUAAUUAAUAAAAAAAAAAUUAUUUUUUAUAAGUAUUCUAUCAACUGACAAUGCAAAGUUUUUGUUUGUCAAUGAUAAAUUCUUAGGAGCUAAUGAGAACAUCAAAGACAAGUGUGGCUGAAUUCAUUUGUCCCAAGGGAGCCAUUAUCUGAGCCAUGGUUCAGAUGGAGCAUGUGUUUAGGGGAAAUUGAUAAUCUGUAAAAUGGGUGAUGGUUUUGGGGCUAUUUUAAAACUGUUUCAUAAAUAAUAUAAUUAUUAAUAAAGAAGUUAAACUAUUUUUAGAGGUUGUUUAAAUUUAUUUGUCAAGUAAUUUGAUGAAGUGACCCUAUUGGGCAUUAAUUUAAAUGAAAUUCAAAAUUACUGAUAUGAUUGAAGUGUUUUGGCAAUUUUAAAAUUGUUUGUAAUAUUAAAUUUUUUUUUACAUAUUUUUACAUAGUAUGGUAAUUAUGGUAAUGUUUUGGGAGUUUAUUAAAUUUAACAAGCCCAUCAAAGAAAAUCAUAGUCCUAUGGGAUCAAUUUUCUGAUUUGGAGUUCAAUUGUGCCAUAGGAGAAAGUGAGGAAAAUUUGAAACAACUAAUUGCAUCUCUCAAGACUCUUAUUAGAAAGAUAUUGAAAGUUUUAUCAACAGAAGAGCAUUGCUUGGCUACCGGUAUUUCUAUUCACUGCAAAGGGAGGGGUUAUUGUCAUUUUGUUGGUUUUUCUUUAAAUCAAUUAAAUUAAAAAAAUAUAUCAUCAAAUACAUACAUUUGUAAAUGUAUUACUGUUAUAGAUAUGUAUUUACAGUGAAAUUCUGACAAUUUUGAUUUUAAUUUUUCUUUGUUAAUUUUUUUUUUUUUUUUUUACAUUUCUAUAAUUUUUUUUUUGUAUGUGUUCCAAACCUUAAUUAUUAUUCAAUUCAAUUAUUUGUCCCAUUUGAAAUUAGCCUAGCGGGGGUAUUAGUCCCAUUAGGACAGUUCUAGUUGUCCAUUGUCCAGAUAGUUUGCAUUAUGACUCCAUUAAGCUGAUUUUAUCAUACCUAUUGUUUCUCAGGUGAGCGAUGUGGCCCAUGGGCCUCUUGUUAUUUUAAACUUUGAACCCUUUCUGGGGCCCCAGUAUUGGUCCUAGGUUUAUGGUUGACUUUAACAAUUUAGAAUUUACACUAUUUGAGGAUCCUUGCACAGUAAUCUCACAAACUGUAGCAUUAUAGUUCUUGGGAAAAACUGGUUAAAAACAUUUUCCAUAUAUAUUUCUAUGUUAAAAUUUGAACUCCUUUUGGGGCCCCAGUAUUAGUCCAGUGGUCACAGCUUUAUUAAUUUAGAAUCUACAUUAUCCAAGGUUGUAUGCAUAAUAAUCUCACGAAUUGUAGCGUUGUAUUGUCGAGAAAAGAUUUUUAAAAAUGUUACCUAUAUAUUUCUAAAUUAAACUUUGACCCCUCUUGGGACCCCAGUAUUAGUCUGGGGAUCACGAUUAAACCAAUUAAGGGGCCCCAGUUUGGGUCCGAGAGUCACAAUUUUUACAAUUUAGAGUCUUCACUAUAUAUACAAGCUUUUGUUUAAAUAUUGGCAUUUCUGGUGCAGUGGUUCUUAAGAAGAAGAUUUUAAAACAUUUUUCCUAUGAACUUCAGUGUUAAACUUUGAACCACACCUGGGGCCCCCGUUUUGGUCUGAGGGUGACGAUUUUUUUACAAUUUAGAAUCUUCCCUAUACAUAUCAAUGGCUGGAACGGCCACAAAGGUGUCGAGCUUACAUUUUCUUUGAUAUAAAUUUUUACAAUUUAACAUCACCAUGUGAUUGUAUACUCAGUAUAUUUCCUACAUAGUGAUGCAUUUGUAAUACAAUGAAUCAUAACACAUCAUGGUUACAAAAAUUGAAGUCAAAGUUCAAAAAUAAAUUAUCUUCUUUCUGCUUUAAACAGUCUUUGAAAAAAAUUUCACGGUUCAUCAUUUGUAUACAAGGGUAACACAUUAAUAGUGUUUCCCUAAUUAUAAUAAAAUAUACAUGUAAAUUUUCAAUUAAGAAUCUACAUAAGCCAGGUAUGCAUGCAUAGUAAUUCAGCAAACUGUAACACUGUAGUUCUCAAGAAGAACAUUUUAAAAAAUUUAUAUUUUUUUAAAAUCUGAAAUUUUGAACCCCUCUUGGUGCCCCAGUAUUAAUAUAGUCCGGGAGUCACGAUUUUUACCAAUUAGAAUCUACAUUAUUUAGGGAUGUAAUAUCCCAAACUGUUGCAUUAAAGUUAUUGAGAAGACUUUCCUAUAUAUGCUAAAUUUCAAUUCCCGUGUGAAACAUGAUUACACUUUGGUAUGGCUGUUUACAAAUAAAACGUGCGUUGAUCUGCCGUAUCUAUAAUGCUCAACCUACCAACUAGCUGCAAUAUUGCAACAAAAUCACAAGAUACAUUUAUCGCUUACAUUCAUUUUGGAGACCGUGCCUGACAACAAAUAAAUUUACAUAUUUAUUUUUAUCGGGCUACUGUCUCGAUAAACUUUAAUAAUAUUUAGUGAAUUUUUAAAACCUUAUCGUAUUCAUCCGUCAUUUCAUGAUUAAACAAACUUAUAUACUUUAGCAAUGAGUUGUCAAUAAUCAGGGAGACACAGUUGGGUUUCUUGGUGCACAAUUUAGUUGAAUAAAUGGAACAAAAAUCUUGUAAACAAUUUUCUAUGUAUUUCUAUGUUAAACUUUGAACCUCGUCUGGGGCCCCAGUUUUGGUCCGAGGGUGGCAAUUUUUACAUUUUAGAAUCUUCACUUUAUACACAAGCUUUUUUGUAAAUAUUGGCAUUUCUGGUGCAGUGGUUCUUGAGAAGAAGAUUUUUAAAGUCACAAACCCUAUACUCACUGUUUUGCAAUUAUCUCCCUUUUAAAAAGGGCUGUGCCCUUUAUUUUAACAAUUUAUAAUCCCCUUUUCAUAAGGAUGCUUUGUACCAAUUUUGGUUAGAUUUGGCCCUGUGGUUUUAGAGAAGUCGAAAAUGUGAAAAGUUUAUAGACGGACGACGGAUGAUCAGAAAAGCCCACUUGAACCUUUGGUUCAGGUGACUUAAAAAGUCUGUAAAAUAUUUUUUUUCUUCUGUAUGCUGUACAAUGUAAAAAAUUAUCAUCUGAUAUUAAAACUUAUUUACAUUA